AAAACAAUCUUUGUGAUGUCUGUCUUUCUUUACACAUUGCUUAUCUUUCAACUACAUGCAAAGGCAGAAAAGCCUGUCUGCCGAAUGAUGGGAGACCCUAAGUACCCGCUAUUAUCCAAGGAUGGAGACGUAAAUAUUGGAGCACUGUUUUCAGUCCACAGCAUAGAGAUAUUACCUUCAUUUAAGUACACACAAAAACCUCAGGUUCUAUCAUGUUCAAGUGUGAGUCUAAGAGAUUUUCGAAUGGCUCAGACCAUGAUUUUUGCCAUUGAGGAGAUUAACAGAAGUCAAAGAUUGUUACCUAAUGUUUCUGUUGGCUACCGAAUUUAUGAUACCUGUGGUUCAAGACUGUCUUCUAUGAGUGCAACCAUGGCAUUGAUGAAUGGUCCAGAGUUUACAGCUGGAGAUAGAUGCAAUGGACAGUCUCCGAUACAUGCUAUCAUAGGAGAAACAGAGUCUUCUGCAACAGUCAUUUUGUCCAGAACAACAGGACCUUUUAAAAUUCCUGUGAUAAGUCCCUCAGCCUCAUGUGAAUGUCUCAGUAAUAGGAAAGAUUAUCCCUCUUUCUUCAGGACUAUUGCUAGUGAUUACCACCAGAGCAGAGCACUUGCAUAUAUAGUCAAGCACUUUGGAUGGUCUUGGGUGGGAGCUGUGAACAGUGACAAUGACUAUGGAAACAAUGGUAUGACAAUAUUUUUGAAUACAGCCCAGGAGGAGGGAAUUUGUGUGGAGUACUCUGUGAAAUUCUACCGAACAGAGCCUGACAAACUCCAAAAAGUGGUAGAGACAAUUAAAAAAAGCACUGCAAAAGUGAUUGUUGCAUUUCUUACUAGUUCAGAAAUGUACAAUCUACUUGAGCAGCUAAGUAUUCAGAACAUUACAGGCCUCCAAAUGAUUGGAGUGGAGGGAUGGAUAACUGCAAAGAAUUUGAUCACCCCAAACAGUUUUCAUGUGCUGGGAGGGUCACUGGGGUUUGCAGUAAGAAAAAAUGACAUUGAAGGUUUUGCAGAUUAUGUUAUAAAAGCAUUCUGGAAGACAGUUGUUCCAUGCUCACAGACUGAGGGGAAUUCUUCUCAAUAUGCAGUAAACUGCAACACAUAUCAGGAUCUAUUAUUGCUGAAAAACUAUAAUGAAGAUGUUCCUGAACAAAGAUAUUCAAGUAAUGUCUAUAAAGCAGUUUAUGCUGUGGUUCAUUCAUUGCACAGCCUACUCAAGUGCAAGGAACAAGCAGGUUGUGAGAAAGGCCUGACAAUACAACCACAGCAGGUUGUUGAGGCUCUGAAAAAGGUCAAUUUCAUUCUAAAAAUGGGAGAUCAUGUGUGGUUUGACAGCACUGGUGCCACAGUAGCCCAGUAUGAAGUUGUGAACUGGCAGAAGGACUCAAAUGGAUCAAUCAAAUUUAAAGCAGUGGGAUACUAUGAUGCCUCACUGCCCCCAGACCAGCGCUUUGUGCUCAACACUGAAAACAUAACCUGGGUUGGGGGACAAACUCAGAAACCAAGGUCUGUGUGCAGUGAAAGCUGUCCUCCAGGCACUAGGAAGGCUGCACAGAAAGGAAGACCUGUCUGCUGUUAUGACUGUAUUCCAUGUGCAGAAGGAGAAAUCAGCAAUGAGACAGAUUCAAAUAACUGCAGGCAGUGUCCAGGUGAAUACUGGUCUAAUGCUGAGAAAAAUAAAUGUGUCUUAAAGGCUGUAGAAUUUCUCUCAUUCACAGAAAUUAUGGGUAUAGUGCUAGUCUUUUUCUCACUGUUUGGAGCAGGAUUAACUGUCCUGAUAGCCAUCCUGUUUUACAGUAAGAAGGACACCCCCAUAGUAAAAGCCAACAACUCAGAGCUGAGCUUUCUGCUGCUCUUCUCAUUGGUUCUUUGUUUUCUCUGUUCACUUACUUUCAUCGGUCGUCCCACAGAGUGGUCCUGCAUGCUGCGUCACUCAGCGUUUGGGAUCACUUUUGUCCUUUGUAUCUCCUGUGUUCUGGGGAAAACAAUAGUGGUGUUAAUGGCAUUCAAGGCUACACUUCCAGGAAGUAAUAUCAUGAAAUGGUUUGGGCCUGCACAACAAAGACUCAGUGUUCUUGCAUUUACACUAAUACAGGUUCUUAUCUGUGUGCUUUGGCUAAAAAUAUCACCUCCAUUUCCAUACAAAAAUUUGAAAUAUUAUAAUGAAAAAAUUGUUCUUGAUUGCAGUCUGGGUUCUACUGUAGGUUUCUGGGCUGUGUUGGGCUAUAUUGGCCUUCUGGCUGUCUUGUGUUUUAUUCUAGCUUUUCUGGCUCGCAAGCUACCUGAUAAGUUCAAUGAGGCCAAAUUCAUCACAUUCAGUAUGCUUAUAUUCUGUGCUGUAUGGAUCACAUUCAUUCCAUCUUAUGUCAGUCCUCCAGGGAAGUUCACUGUAGCUGUGGAGAUAUUUGCCAUUUUAGCCUCAAGCUUUGGUUUACUAUGCUGCAUAUUUGUACCUAAAUGUUACAUAAUUCUGUGUAAGCCUGAACAAAAUACAAAGCAACAUCUGAUGGGAAAAGGUUCCAUAUAAAUCAUAGUCAAAAAUAAACUGAAUUGUCUAUAUCAACAGAGUUUUGUGGUGUUUAUUCAAUAACUUAAUGUUAAAACGUACAAUCAAAUUGAUUAAAAAUAAACCCUCAAAAUUUAACACUGGAAAAAAAAUGUAUACAUACAUAUGUGUGUGUGUGUGUGUGUGCUAUUUCAAGAACAAGAGGACAAAUCAAAGUAAUGUUCUAGUAGUCUUCUUAUGUAUUUUACUUAAAAUGUG
Cyprinus carpio (common carp) is the source of this 2760-nucleotide messenger RNA. RefSeq names its product extracellular calcium-sensing receptor-like. Gene Ontology annotation, molecular function: G protein-coupled receptor activity. NCBI's taxonomy places the organism in Eukaryota, Metazoa, Chordata, Actinopteri, Cypriniformes, Cyprinidae. Gene Ontology annotation, biological process: G protein-coupled receptor signaling pathway. The record is from RefSeq and is a predicted model, not a curated record. Gene Ontology annotation, cellular component: membrane.